Molecule: messenger RNA, 1365 nt
Organism: Ochlerotatus camptorhynchus
Lineage: Eukaryota; Metazoa; Arthropoda; Insecta; Diptera; Culicidae
Product: protein roadkill-like
Exons: 2
Coding region: 148-1254 (368 amino acids)
Biological process (GO): proteasome-mediated ubiquitin-dependent protein catabolic process; regulation of proteolysis
Cellular component (GO): nucleus; cytoplasm
Molecular function (GO): ubiquitin protein ligase binding
Source: RefSeq, a predicted model, not a curated record
UUAUCGAAUUGUUUAAUCAAUUCAAAUAUAUUAGUUUCAAUUGAGGUGGUUUUCUAUCAAGUUUCACCAGAGAACUCGCAAUUACAGCCUGUGUUUAUCCUCUUAAACCAUCGAUCCAUCGUUCCUGAUCCUGCAGCGUCGAACAAAAUGCCUGCUCGAACCAACGACACAUACUGGUGCACCACCAAAAGCCAAUUUAUUGAGCUCAGUACCAUCUGGACGAUCGAUCAAGCUCGCUUUCACUUGAACAAAUUGCGAUACCUAGAAUCAUCGGUUUUCUGUUCGAAGAAUAGGGACCAAAAGUGGCGCCUAUGUUUCAGACGGGAUCCUUUCAACAACCAUCCCCUUCACUUGGGCGUGUGCCUAAUCGUUCAGAGUGAAAGGCCCAUCUACGCAGAAUUUUCUAUUUCUAUUUUGGGCUCCGAUGGCAGGAAAAUGCUUACCAAAAAAAGUGUAGCCCGUGAAUUUGCGAACAAUGUGGAAAAUGGCUUCCGGGAUUAUAUCCUAUUAACUGAUUUAUUGGAAAAUAAUGAACUUCUCCCGGAUGAUAAAUUGACGCUGUUUUGUGAGGUCAGGGCGCACAUUGAGACACAGAAUUACAAUGGUACAGGCUCUGGAAACCGACCUGUUUGCUUCACUAUGCCGAGCUGUGAUCUAGAGAAAAGGUUGGGAAGUUUGCUGCACGACGAGAAGUACACCGACGUGAUUAUUGUGGUUGGCGAGCAGAAGAUAAAGGCCCACAAGAAUAUUCUGGCCGUUCGUAGUGCAGUGUUUGCGGCUAUGUUCGAUUCGGAUAUGGAGGAAAGUGCUCAAAAUCAUGUAACUAUUACCGAUUUGGACUACGAAGUAGUUGAACAAAUGCUUCGAUACAUGUACACUGGCGAAGCACCGAGGUUGAAGUCGAUGGCUGACCAUUUGCUCGUGGCAGCCGAUAAAUAUUCUCUGGACAGCCUCAGGGUGAUGUGUGAGCAGGCGCUCUGUGCCAACCUGUCGGUGGACACCGCCGUUGAGCUGCUGGCUCUUGCUGAUCUGUACAAUGCUGACCAGCUGAAAGAGCACACUGCCCGCUUCAUCGAUAACAACAUUGCUGAGGUGAGGAAAACCGCAGCCUGGAAGAAUAUGAUCGCGCAGCACUCGGUUUGCCUUUAUCCUCCGCCAGCCAGACUUCCGAUGAUGACGUGGAUGGGGCAAGCAGUUCGCCUGAUGUUUACCAAACUUGCCUAUACCGUUGCGCGUGAAUUGAUCAACUUCUGAAUGAUAUAAAAAGCAUUUAUCUGCAUUUUUUGUUUGAAUAAUGUUUGCCUAUUGCAACUAGAUUUACUGAAAACUAGAUUUAAGAUAAAAUCAAUACAAAUUCUGGGUGAC